Periophthalmus magnuspinnatus is the source of this 3965-nucleotide messenger RNA. RefSeq names its product MCF.2 cell line derived transforming sequence-like 2 (gene mcf2l2). Bases 2 to 3514 code for a protein of 1170 amino acids. Gene Ontology annotation, cellular component: cytoplasm. NCBI's taxonomy places the organism in Eukaryota, Metazoa, Chordata, Actinopteri, Gobiiformes, Gobiidae. The record is from RefSeq and is a predicted model, not a curated record. Gene Ontology annotation, molecular function: guanyl-nucleotide exchange factor activity. The transcript has 34 exons. Gene Ontology annotation, biological process: intracellular signal transduction.
GAUGAAGAGCGUCAAGCAUGUUAUAGACGAGAUCAUGCAGCAGGAGAUCCGGCCGCUGUUGGCUGUGGACAUCAUCGAGCAGCUCCAUCGACAGUUCGCCGUCCUCUCAGGAGGAAGAGGGAAGGACGGCGCUCCGAUCAUCACCUUCCCGGAGUACUCAGGCUUCAGCGAGGUCCCGGACGAAGACUUCCUCAAUGUGGUCACCUACCUGACCAGCAUACCCAGUCUGGAUGCUGCGAGUAUCGGCUUCAUCAUCAUCAUCGACCGCAGGAAGGACAAAUGGAGCGCGGUCAAGGCCUCUCUCAACAGGAUUGCUGGAGCGUUCCCAGGAAAUCUGCAGCUGGUGUUGGUGCUCAGACCCUCCAGGUUUUUCCAAAGAGCCAUCGCCGACAUCGGAAUCAAACUGCACAAAGAUGAUUUUAAGAUGAAGAUUGUAAUGCUGAACUCAGUGUCGGACCUGCAUAACUAUGUGGACAGAACACAGCUGACCCGAGAGCUGGGAGGGCAUCUGGACUACUGCCACAGCCAAUGGAUACACCACAGGACGGCCAUAGAGAAUUUUGCAGUGACGGUGAAAAGCACGGCCCAGAUGCUGCAGAGUUUUGGCACAAAUCUGGCAGAAACAGAGCUGCCCAACGACGUCCAAUGCACCAAAGACAUGCUGCUGUCUCACACUGACAAGCACAACAAUCUCAAGGAUGAGCUGAAGCUGGCUCUGAAGCAGGGCACCACACUGUUGGGCUGUAUAAAAGAACAAGCCGGGAAGUCCGAGUGCCGCAAACUCAACCCAGACGAGAUGGAGAACCAGACUACGGUGGAGAGACUGCUGGCUCAGUUGGAUGAGACGGAGAAUGCCUUUGAACAGUUUUGGUGCAAACAUCAUCUGAAAUUGGAGCAAUGUCUGCAGCUCCGGCACUUUGAGCAGGACUUCAGAGAGGUGAAAGUGUCUCUGGACAGUCUGCUGGUGAGCCUGAGUGAGCUGCCGGACACUGGGGACUGUGUGGCCCGAGUGGAGCAGCUACUCAAGGAGCUCAAGGCUCUGGAGGAGAAGGCUCAGGUGUCUCUGGAGAAGGCCCAGCUCCACGCGCAGCAUGGGGACCAGCUCAUCCAAAGCGACCACUACGCCGUAGACUCCAUCAGGCCCAAAUGUGUGGAGCUGAGGAGGGUCUGCGACGACUUCAGCAACGAGAACCAGAGGAAACAGGAAGUGCUCACCAAGUCCCUCCAGAUACUGCAGGGCAUAGAUAAGGUUAACCAAUGGUGUGAGUCGGGGAUCUACCUGCUGGCCUCUCAGGCUGUGGACAAGUGCCAGUCUCAGGAGGGAGCAGAGUCUGCGCUCAGUGACAUCGAGAACUUUCUGGAUUCAGCUCAGAAGAACCAACUGACAGAACUGAGGAACCUGCACAACCAGAAUGAGCUGGUGCUGUCCGAGGACCUUAAGGUCAGUGUGCUGAAGGCUCUGAAGCGCCUGGAGGACGUGCAGGAGAUGUUUGAGAAGAGGAACGUGAGUUUGAAGAGACUAUCUGCCAAACAGACCAGACCAGUGCAGCCCGUAGCCCCCAGACCAGAGUCCUCCCCCAAGAGACCCUCCCUCAAGAACACACGCAGCACUGGAGGGCAGCAGCCUCUUGCCCGCCGUUUGUCUGAUAACUCCAAUAAUGGCAAACCCCCAGUAGACAAUGAUCCCAACAAGAAGAAGAACAUACGCAAAGCUGCCAAAGGAGGCAUCAAGAUUGAGGUGAUGCACGAGGGCAGCCAGGGCGGAUCCACCCAACUGGUCCUGACCAAUGAGACGGAGGAGAGUCUGUCCAACCGACGCAGACACAUCAUGACGGAGCUGAUAGAGACGGAGAGGCUGUAUGUGGAGGAGCUUCAGAGCAUCAUGGAGGGUUACUACUCAGAACUGGACAACUCGGAGCUGAGCCACCUCAUCCCCCCAUCGCUGGAGAACAAGAGAGACGUGCUGUUUGGAAACCUGCCCGAGAUCUAUGAAUUUCACAACAAGACGUUUCGAGGGGAGCUGGAGAACUGUGCCGAGAAACCUGAGCUUGUGGGAACCUGUUUUCUCAAAAGAAAAGAGGAGUUGAAAGUGUAUGAGAAAUACUGUCAGAACAAACCACGGUCUGAGGUGCUCUGGAGACAGUGUGGAGAUUCACUCUUCUUCCAGGAAUGCCAGAAGAAACUGGACCACAAACUGUCUCUAGACGCCUACCUCCUGAAGCCUGUGCAGAGGAUCACCAAGUACCAACUCAUGCUCAAGGAGAUGCUGAAAUGCAGUAAAGGAGAGGGCUGUGCUGAGCUGGAGGAGGCUCUGGCCACAGUGUUGGACAUCAUCAAGUCUGUCAAUGAUUCAAUGCAUCAGAUCGCCAUCACUGGAUAUGAGGGAAACCUGAGUGAGCUGGGGAAGCUGCUAAUGCAAGGAUCCUUCAACGUGUGGACGGACCACAAGAAGGGACACAGCAAGGUGAAGGACUUGGCACGGUUCAAGCCCAUGCAGAGGCACCUGUUCCUGUACGACAAGACUCUGCUGUUCUGUAAGAAGAGAGAGGAGACCAGCGAGGGCCACGAGAAGAGCCCCUCCUACAGCUUCAAACACUCACUCAAGAUGAGCUCUGUGGGCAUCACCGAGAACGUCAAAGGAGACAUGAAGAAGUUUGAGGUCUGGUUCAACGGUCGAGAAGAAGUCUACAUCAUCCAGGCUCCCUCCAUGGACGUGAAGAACAUGUGGGUGUCAGAAAUACGCAAAGUCCUUCAGGGCCAACUCGAGGCAUGCCGAGAGGCAAAUCACCAAAAAUUCUCAGACAACAUCUACGGAGGCCCCAUCAGAAAUGUGAAGAAGAUGGCUCUGAGGCAGUCCGAUUCGUCCAGUCCAGAGAGCGGCUUUAGGAGGACCAACCCCAGUCCCAACACCAGGCAAAAGAGAGCUGACCCCUCUGUGAGCCAAUCAGCUGCUAACGCUCGGAAACGCUUCAGCUUACAGGGGCUGUCCAAUCGGAGGUCGCUCCCUGCAGAGCCCACAGUUAAAGAGACAGAGGUCCCACGUCGUUUCUCCCUCACCUCCUCUUUAGCCACUUCCACUUCCUCCACUUUCGCCGCUCGACGAAACAAAGGUCCGCUCUCCGCCAGUGUAAAGAGCAAGAGGCACGAGAUUAAGAGCGACCCCACACCUUUCGGUUACGAAGACACGCUGCGCGGUGCUAUGGCUUCAGUGAGGAAAAGGCAAAGCAUCAUCAGUGAUACAGGGGCAGGAGCUCCGAAUACUGUCCCCAGAUCUACCUCCCAACCAGGCUGGACGCAGCGUCGUCUCCCCUCCAUGGACACAGAGGACUUUGAGACCAUCCCGUCCAGCGCAGAGGAAUCGUCCAACUCUUCAGAGGAGGAUGGCAACAACAAGAACGGGGACAGCAGUCGUUAUCGCGUCCAGCUGACCUACGAGUCCCGUGACCCCCGCGACCUCUCUCUGGAGUCUGGGGAGAUGGUGCAGUUCCUGGAGGAGGCUGAGAACGGACAGUGAUAUCUUCAGUGACCUGUGCACGGCCGCGCUCUCGGACUCAGACGAGAAUGAAGCAAGCACAUGGGGAGACAUUUCUGAGGGACGCUGAGAAACCUCCAUGUUUGUAGUUUGUUUGUUUUUUCUAUUGGACUACAAGACACUGAUGUAGCAUUAUAAAGACUUAGCCACAACCCCAAAAGGCUGGAUUUUACACACUGAAACUUAACUAUUGAGUAACCUGCACUUGAAAACAAUUACCACCUGUUAAUAUUAAGGACUAUUUGGGAAUUUUUUUCUUCCUGAAAACCAAGCUGGAAUGUCUGCUGCCUGAAAGACCUUUUGCAUCGUCUUUCCUCACAAGAUUAGUCUUCACUUUCUACUUUUUAUCUGCCUGUUUUUGUGGAUUAAAAAUGGAGAACUUGGCAGAAGCUUUGACACAAAAUAAUAUUCUUUCUCACUGAUGUUAUUUAAA